UUAUUAGGCUAUCGCAAAUUUCUAAACCACAAAAUCUUAUUUUGUCAGAAUUAUCUGAAAAAGAAAAACAUUUUCUCUCAAAGUGAAGAUACAACGAAGAAGACUCAUUAAUACAUAAGAAAAUAGAUUGCAAUUUGCGUAAAUCGCAUAGUGAUACGAGAAAGUACGAUAGUUGAUUAUAUAAAUGGCGCUAUUAUAUUAAGUGGUCGAUGAAGUUAUUAUGUUCGCACUUUGUUGAAGCCACAGAUAUUCGAAUACAUAAAAGAAACUGGGUCAGUGGGUCGAUCUUAGCCAGUAUUUAUUACAACGAGUAAACGAAUGAACAUUCACGCAAGACUUGAAAUUUAUGAAAUUUUUUGUCGAAGUCAAAACGACAACGUCAAACUAAUAUUGCAAAAAUGCAUCUCAUAGCAAAGCGUAGUAAAUCGAUCUUUAACAGUAUAUUAUCUUUAAUAUCUUUUUACAUUAUAAAUUGUUUCAGUGUAAGCAAGCAAUCUUUCAACAUGAAAUUUAAUAAUCAUUUUUAUAAUAUCAGUUAUUGUGCGAAUAACAGUAGACUACCGUCACGAUCGGUGUCUCAUUAAAUCCGACGUGGGUUUGCCGAAGAAAGUGACUUGACUUCUAAGGUGGGGAGAAAGUGACCCAGAGAGGUCUGGGCUACGACUCCGGCAUCAUCCAAUCUUUUCCUCUCAGUCGUCUGUGACAAACGAUUGGGUGUAGAAUACUGUCGUGAUAUCAAGUCAAUUAUUUCAUGCGAGUCAUAAUCAUGACAAGCAAGACGGUCAUGCAAUUAUGUUCUACACUUAUGCUUCUCAUGUUGAUAAGCAUCAGUGUAGUAUGUGCGUCAUCCUUAACCCAGUUAGAAUUAUCGCCUGUUAUGAAUCAUGGUCCAUGGGCAGAGAUCCUUGAAAAUUGGAUCGUCCUUCAAUCCAACAAUUCUCGUGCCGCACGUGCAAUGAAAAUUGGUGAUAAAACUGUGACAGUAUCGAGCAAAAUUACCACGACAAAUAAUAAAAGAGACGUUUCCGAAACCGAUCUAUAUUUACUUGGUGCAAUCGAGAAAUUGGUCUACAGAGUGGAUCAUCUGGAAAAACGUCUAAGAAGAGCAGAAGAAUUGUUAUACUACGUUAUUUCUGGGAACAAUAAAAUGAAAGAACCUUGCCCUGCCAAUUACACGAGAAUGGGCCAAAACUGCUACCAUUUCAGUAAUCGUGAUUUUAAUUGGAAAUCAUCAGCAAGUCUUUGCCGUGGUAUGGGUGGACAUUUAGUCGAAUUCGAUACGAUCGAAGAGAGUCAAGAUGUAAUAGCCGGUUUGAUGUCGGAUUCAAAAUUGAAGGGCAAAAAUUUCUGGACAGGAGGCCUAAAUCCAGGACUUUUAUGGAUCUGGGCCAGCAGUGCCAGACCUGUUCAUCAAGAUACUAAACAGUCCGUCAUUGGUGAUGGCAGGUGCUUAAAAUUAACUUUCAAUGCAUCGUCGAAGAUUUAUUCCUACCGAGGUGAGGAUUGCGGUCUCAGACAAAAAUAUAUCUGCGAAUUGACGACCGACGACGAAUCGGCAAACAAGAUCGAAAGAACAGCACGAAUGUUAAUUGAUAAGAGUAAUUAAUCACGAUGAAUAAAGGUAGAAUAGAAAACAUAUUUUUUGUAAAUAUAUAUAUAUUUUUUAGUAAUUUAUGUAG
Molecule: messenger RNA, 1679 nt
Organism: Nylanderia fulva
Lineage: Eukaryota; Metazoa; Arthropoda; Insecta; Hymenoptera; Formicidae
Source: RefSeq, a predicted model, not a curated record